This is a messenger RNA of Letharia columbiana, 804 nucleotides long. RefSeq lists its product as uncharacterized. Lineage: Eukaryota; Fungi; Ascomycota; Lecanoromycetes; Lecanorales; Parmeliaceae. The record is from RefSeq and is a predicted model, not a curated record. The transcript has 3 exons. Bases 1 to 804 code for a protein of 267 amino acids.
AUGGCCCAACCCAAACCCCGCCUCGUCGACACCCUCCCUUCCGUCAGAACCAUGCCCAUGAAGGUCAUAGUACUAGGACUGAACCGGACCGGCACGAUGUCAAUGUACACCGCGCUGCAACAACUCGGGUACCACCCCUGCCACGGCACCAACAUGUGGGCGGACCCUUUUCGAAACCUGACCCUGUGGACCGAAGCCAUGCGCGCCAAGUACAUGGGCUCGGGCGCGCCGUGGGGCCGGCGCGAGCUCGAUGUCGUAUUGGGGAACUUCGACGCCAUCAUGGACCUCCCCGCCGCCUGCAUGGUCGACGAACUCGUGCGCGCCUACCCCGACGCCAAAUUCAUCCUCACCCACCGCCCCGUCGAGAAAUGGCUCGCCUCCAUGCACGCCACCAUCUUCCCCGUCAUGGCCUGGCCCUCCUGGCAGCUCCUCCGCCGCUUCGACCCGGUUUUCGUCGAACCCUGGUGCCGGUACAAAGAGAUCAUGCUCGAGGGGUGGGGGAGGGACGAUUUCGGCGACGCGAAUAUGAGGAGGACGUUUGCGGAGCAUGGCGAGGUGGUCAGGAGGGUGGUGCCCGGGGAGCGGCUGUUGGUGUUUGAUGUGAAGGAGGGGUGGGGGCCGCUGUGUGGGUUUUUGGGGGUGGAGAGGCCGGUGGGGGCGUUCCCGCAUGUGAAUGAUGCGGAGGCUUAUGUGAGGAGUUUUCGGCGGGCGAGGGAUUGGGUGAUUUUGAGGGUGGUGGGGAGGGCGUUGAUGGUGUUGGUUCCUCUGAUGGCGGUGGUGUAUGCGUGGUACGCUGUGUUUUGA